AAAAAAAUAAGGUCAAUUUCAGCUGAAGUCUACAACACUCUCAAUCUCUCCUUCUACAACUUUCUCAGUCCAUUCGUAGAUUAGAUUCCUAAUUUUAAUUUAGUUUUCUCUCUCUUUAGAAAUAAACAAAGAACGAGAUUAGUAACAUUUAUGGUAUUCUAUGUCUUCCAAUCAUAGUCCUUGAUCAACUCUUUCUUUCUAUAAUAGUUACCUAUUAAUCUCUUCUUCAAAUCCUAUUCCAAUUAAAACCCAUAUCUCUUCUUUUAUCUUUAUUAUUUUUCCUUUUAUGGAUUCUGGGAUUUGUUCUAAGAAGCCAUAAAACAGGGACUUUUUAUUUAUUUUCUUUCUAUUCGAAGUUCAUAACCAGUGUUCUGUUCUGAAGACUCUCUCCCAUUGCGCUUUGUGGAGUUGAAGCCUUUGCCUUGAGAAAAUGACAGUUGACGACCCCAGAGAUCAGUUUCCUAUUGGAAUGCGAGUUCUUGCUGUAGACGAUGACCCCACUUGUCUCUUACUUCUCGAAACUCUUCUCCGUCGAUGCCAAUAUCAUGUUACUACGAGCAGUCAGGCAGUCGCAGCAUUGAAUAUGUUGAGAGAAAACAGGAACAAGUUUGACCUGGUUAUCAGUGAUGUGCACAUGCCAGACAUGGAUGGAUUUAAGUUGCUUGAGCUUGUGGGGCUGGAGAUGGACCUCCCUGUCAUAAUGUUGUCUGGAAACGGGGAUCCUAAGCUUGUGAUGAAAGGAAUCACUCAUGGAGCUUGUGAUUAUUUACUUAAACCUGUUAGAAUCGAGGAGCUGAAAAAUAUCUGGCAACAUGUAAUCAGGAGGAAAAAGAAAGAUACAAAGAGCCAAAAAAAUUCUUCAAAUCAGGACAAAUCUAAUGGAGCGUGUGAAGGAGAACCAGGGUUUGCAGGGCCAGGAAAUUCAGAUCAGAAGGUCAAUAAGAAACGUAAGGAUCAGAUUGAUGAUGAUGAAGAUGAGAAUGAUGAUAAUGGAGAUAGCGAUGAUCCAUCAACUCAAAAGAAGCCUCGAGUUGUUUGGUCUGUAGAGCUGCAUCGAAAAUUUGUCACAGCUGUUCAUCAUCUUGGCAUAGACAAGGCUGUACCUAAAAAGAUUCUUGAUCUGAUGAAUGUUGAUAAGCUUACAAGAGAAAAUGUUGCUAGCCAUCUUCAGAAAUACAGGCUUUACCUCAAAAGAAUCAGUUGUCAUGCAAACCAACACGCUAAUAUGGAGGCAGCCUUACGCAGCUCAGAUUCUUCCUAUCUGCGCAUGGGUUCAAUGAAUGGACUGGGAAACUUUAAUGCCUUAAAUGGAUCAAUGCAGUAUCAAAAUCCUGCUUUCAGAUCCUUCCCACCCAGUGGGAUGGUUAGUAGAUUGAACUCUCCUUCUGCUAUGGGUCUGCGCUGUCUUCCGUCGUCGGGUAUGGUUCAACUCAGUCAUGCACAAAAUUCAAACAGCUCCCAUGAUCAAAUGACGUUUCAUCAAUCGACCCUUCCUGGGAACCAUGAUGGGAAUGUACUUCAAGGAAUGCCCAUGCCAUUUGAAAUCAAUCAACAACACAUUAAGGGUGUUUCUCACCUUGGAGACCUCUCCACUGGUCUUGAUGAUUCUACAAUGUUCCCCCUUUCCACCAGCCUCUCAGAUGCAAAACUAACUACUAAUAAUAAUUCUAGCAAUGCUCUUGGUGUUGCAAACAACAUGAUGAUGCUAGGACACUCUCAAGAUCCCCAAGGUGGAAGAGAAUUCGGGAAUCAAUCCUCUGUUUCAUUGGCAUCUUUAAAAUCAGAAUUUUGUCCCCCCUUGCCGGAUCCUGGUAGAUGUACUGACUGGUCAAGCUCUGCUCAGUCAUCUGGGUUCCAAUCGAAUACUUUCCCAUUGGGGGACCGUUACAAGCAGGCUACAAUGCAUCCUGGUAGCUUGAGGGACAACAAUAUGCCUGUCAUGGCUCCACAAAUUGGUGGCAGUCAAUUUGAUGUUUCUUCCUUUUCUUCAGUCUCAAUUCGACCCCACGAUUCACUUACAGAUGCGCAGUGCCAAACUUCUGCAAUGAACAAUGGUGCCUUAAUUCAGGGCUGGGAUAAUCAUAAGCUGGAUCCUUCUUACCGACCAAAUAUUAUGUCUAGCUCAAUGAACUCUUUGAUGCCUGUGAAUGCUGGAGCUGGGGGUCCUUUGGAUCAGAGUUUGGGCUUAAAGAACCAAGUUUAUCACAGAAGCACAGAUUUUAAUUCUAUGGGACAGCCAAAUUAUGUUGAUCCUUUAAUUGCUAAGUAUGAUGAGGUGGAAAAAUCAACCAUGGAAACAUUGAAAUUGAAACACGAGUAUCUCAUGAGCCAACAGAGGUCACAGGGAGGCUAUAUCUCUACUAACUAUGGUCCUUUGGGAGAUGUUGUAAGUGCUAUAAUGAAGCAGGAACAAGAUGGUAGGGCUGAAGGAGAUUUCGAUGCUUAUUCCCUUGGUACAUCAAUAUAAGGCUAAAAAUACAGUUAGUUGUUGAGGAGCAAAAUGGACCUCUCUUCUCCUUGGCAAUAUAAUUUACUUUUUGUAAAUUUACAGCGUUUUGACUGAAUCCAUGCAUCCACUGUUGCCUAUUUUCACUAUAGCUAGAACAGUUUUAGAGCUUUCAGUAUCUUUUCUCAGUUAAAGAGCAGCAGAACUAGUUAGUUUUCACCAUUUGUUUGAGAAAAUAUCUUAAAUAAAGGCUUUUCUUUUAA
Messenger RNA from Humulus lupulus (European hop), 2709 nucleotides. RefSeq names its product two-component response regulator ARR12. Gene Ontology annotation, molecular function: DNA-binding transcription factor activity; DNA binding. The transcript is spliced from 6 exons. The record is from RefSeq and is a predicted model, not a curated record. Bases 431 to 2467 code for a protein of 678 amino acids. Gene Ontology annotation, biological process: cytokinin-activated signaling pathway; phosphorelay signal transduction system. NCBI's taxonomy places the organism in Eukaryota, Viridiplantae, Streptophyta, Magnoliopsida, Rosales, Cannabaceae.